Messenger RNA from Microthlaspi erraticum, 378 nucleotides. The record is from the annotation of a GenBank genome assembly. Lineage: Eukaryota; Viridiplantae; Streptophyta; Magnoliopsida; Brassicales; Brassicaceae.
AUGUCGGUGACUAGCAACGGUUGCGCCUCGAUAGAAGCGCCAUGGAGAAAGGAGCUCUCGAUCAGAACGGAAGGUAGCGGUAAGGAGGGACGACUCAAACCGGAUAUCACCAAGCUUCAGAGAGCACGGGAUAGAUCGAUCCGGAGAAAACCCACCAAAGCGAACUCCUCAGAAGCACACAGAAGAUUGAACGAUGGCGCGAGAAUCGAGACGGAGAAACCUGAGAAGAAGGGACUGGAGAACAUUAAAACCAAGAAGAAAGCAUUAAAUCCGGACUCCGGCGCUGAAGAAGCCAUCGGAGCCGGCCAGGAGACAACAACGACGAAAGGUGCGAUUAGUGAGAAGCCAGAGAGAGAAGGAAAAAGCUUUGGCGGCUGA